AUGGGUAUGAAUCAUGAUUGGGGUUAUUUGCCAAGGGAUUUUCUUGCAUUAAAAGUAACCUAUGAUUCAAGUGCAGAUUUUAAACAACUUGUUGAUGAAUGUCAUCAACGAAAAAUUCGUAUUAUUAUUGAUGCAGUAUUCAAUCAUACGGUUACAGAUUGUCCUCUAGCAAUGAUUGAUCAUGAUUAUUGGUAUUACAAAGGAAAAUAUAAUCCAGAUGAUCCAUACUAUUGGGGUCCUGAACUUAAUUUUGAGUAUUAUGAUGAACAACAGAACUUAAAACCAGCAUGGAAGUUUGCAACUGAUGUUGUACGUUAUUGGAUAAGUGAAUUUUACUUAGAUGGUAUUCGUUUUGAUGCUGAAAUGGACAAUUAUGAUAUUCUUCGUGAACUAGAUAAUCUUGCUCGGUCUGUUCGUGGUUCUCAACCAUUUUAUACUGCUGUUGAAUAUAUUCCAGAAACUACAGCAAUUCUUAAGCCAAAUGGUGGCCCUGUUGAUGUAUGUUGGUCUGCUUCAUUUCAUAGUGUUAAGAGUCAUCCUUAA
This is a messenger RNA of Rotaria sp. Silwood2, 543 nucleotides long. NCBI's taxonomy places the organism in Eukaryota, Metazoa, Rotifera, Eurotatoria, Philodinida, Philodinidae. The record is from the annotation of a GenBank genome assembly.